AAAAACUUCUCCCAACUCGUCUCCAUCAUAGCGUACACACACACACAAACACGUACACACCCACGGACUCAGUGUGUCGAAGUCAAGAUGCUCGGAAGCGAUGUGCUUUUGUGCUUCAUCUUCUACAGCACGCUCCUAGUCUUAAAGAUGUACAUCAUUGCCAUCAUCACGGGCCAAGUGAGACUUAGGAAAAAGGCGUUUGCUAAUCCAGAGGACGCCGAGAGACACGGAGGUGUGCAGUUCUGCCGCACUGAUCCAUAUGUGGAACGCUGUAGGAGAGCACACUUGAAUGACAUGGAGAACAUUUUCCCCUUUUUAUUUCUCGGAGCCAUCUACUCCAUGACAGGCCCCUCGUAUGCAGUUGCACGACUUCAUUUUCUGGUCUUUUUCCUGGGUCGAAUUCUUCACAGCGUUGCGUACCUGUUGUCACUCAAAGCACCGACGCGUUCAUUUGCAUACGUCAUCGCUCAGGUGCCUUGCGUUUCCAUGGCAAUACAGAUUAUCCUGGAAGUAGCCUCAUUCGCUUGACCCUCUCAAUAAUGGACUUCUGUGAUUGAUCAAGACCUAUGGCUACAAUUGUGAUGUACUGCUUUACAGGCUUACAGCAUCUCAUCACUUAUUGAAUUUAAAUUUCACUUUAACAUCAGACUUAAUAGCUUUGGUCUUAAAUCCCAACAUGCAUUGCUGUUUUUUUUUUACGGACACUAUGGUUUGUAUUGUGGUUUGGUAUGUGUAUUGACGUAUUAGUGUACGAAUGAAGGUUAUUUAAUGUGAUUUAUUUUCACAAUCAGUUUUGCUUAUACUCUGCAUAUGUAUAUAUUUGAAACAACAGGGCUUAUUCUCUUUGAAUGGACCUCAAGUCUAUAGCGCAGCUGUUUCUUGCAAGAAUUUUGGUUCAGUGACCACCAGCUUUUCACUUUCAUCCUGCAAAGCUUAUAUAAGCGAUUACUGCUGAGGUCAGUUCGGGUCCAUGUGACUGUUCCACACUUGUCAAAAUUCCUCUGUUAUUAGACCAUAUGCCCUACAGUGCCCAGGCCUUUCAAAUUUAUUGUAGCGUUAAACAUAAGCCGUUGCACAAACACUGUCCUUCCUCUUUGUCCACCAGGCUUUGGGUUUACAGCAUUUUGAGAACAGCGGGGUGCUUCACUGAGGUUUUUGUCCUCAAAAAUGCUAAGUUUAGUAUAAUGUCAUGGUUGUGGUAAUUCACCACAAAGCAGUUUUGUUAUAUAAAUAAUUUCUGUUUUCAAGGUAUAACUUAUUAAUUUUUUAUUUUUAUAAUAUCAUAUAUUUUGUGUAGUGAAUGAUGUUAAAGUUUCUAAAGUGAAAAUCAUAGUUUUUAUAAUAAAGGAAUAAUGAGAGGUU
Messenger RNA from Carassius gibelio (silver crucian carp), 1362 nucleotides. Its product is annotated as prostaglandin E synthase-like. Gene Ontology annotation, cellular component: membrane. Bases 88 to 528 code for a protein of 146 amino acids. Gene Ontology annotation, molecular function: prostaglandin-E synthase activity. The transcript is spliced from 3 exons. Gene Ontology annotation, biological process: prostaglandin biosynthetic process. The record is from RefSeq and is a predicted model, not a curated record. NCBI's taxonomy places the organism in Eukaryota, Metazoa, Chordata, Actinopteri, Cypriniformes, Cyprinidae.